Molecule: messenger RNA, 5037 nt
Organism: Salvelinus fontinalis (brook trout)
Lineage: Eukaryota; Metazoa; Chordata; Actinopteri; Salmoniformes; Salmonidae
Product: echinoderm microtubule-associated protein-like 4
Exons: 24
Coding region: 708-3815 (1035 amino acids)
Biological process (GO): microtubule cytoskeleton organization
Cellular component (GO): mitotic spindle
Molecular function (GO): microtubule binding
Source: RefSeq, a predicted model, not a curated record
CAUCACUGACCUAAAAAAACGCUUGUAUGCGAUUGAGAAAAACGGCAUUACACAAACAGUAUUACACUCAGCUGUGUGUCAAAUUGAGGCGCGCCAGUUAGCCACUCAGCUCCGGUCUGGAAGGGAAGCAAGCCGUGCCAAAGCGGGCGGAGUCUGAAAAGCUCUGCCUAUCCUCCGGUCGUUCCUAGUUACCACAGCCAGAAGGUCAUAAACCUCGUUUAUUUCUAAAACGUAUCUUCUUAAAAUGUGAUUUUAAACCUAACCACACUGAUAACCACACCCUAACCUUGAAUUAAGACCAAAAAACUCAUUUUAGUUUUUGAUGAAUUUUUACGAUAGCCUAACGGACAAUACUGACGUUGUGACCGUGGUAACUAGUGGAAACCCUAUCCUCCCUCCCCCGGCGGAGGUGUACGAUCGUGGAGUCAAGCAAGAAGAGACCGUGAUUAACUGGCCAGAGAACCACGGUGUGGCUCCGGACUGAGAAUUCACUGCGACUCGGCAGAGCCCAAGUUUGCUACGAGACGGCCGCGACCACUGCGAGAACAGUUGGCUAGAGAACUCUCCGCCUUGACCGCCUGUCUGGAUAGCCCGCAUAGAGGCCGACAUCCCGCUACUUGCCGAAUACAGGACUGGAAACGACUGCAGAAUAGGACCCGUCAUAACAGGAAUAUUUAUCGGCGUCUGCUCGGCUAUUUCUCCCAGAAAUGGACGGUUUCGCCGGCAGUUUGGAUGACAGCAUCUCGGCGGCAAGUGCGUCUGACGUGCAGGAUCGUCUGUCGUCGUUGGAGCUGCGCGUCCAACAGCAGGAGGAUGAGAUCACCGUGAUGAAGGCGGCGCUGGCCGACGUGCUGCGACGCCUGGCACUCUCCGAGGACACGGCCGCCACCGGCAAAAAACAGACCAGCACCAAAGGCCAUAAUCCCCUGCGCGAGGCCUACUCGAUGUCCUGCAUCCCCAACGGCAGCUCCAGCAGCCGUAAGCCCAGCCAUAGAGACCGAGAGAGCUCCACAGUGUCCGUCGCCAGGAAGGAUACCUUCUCCUCAGCAGCCAAGAGCGGUCAGACAGCAGAGAGGAAAAAGGACACCCCUCCGAUGGAGGGCAUCAAGGAGAAGCAGGAGGGGCCCUCCCAGCCCAACCAGGCUAACGAUAAAGCCCCCCCUGCCAGCCCCAUGCAGUCCUCGCCGUCCCCCUCCAGCUCCAGCCACCCCCUCUCCCCACACCCCCCUCAGUCCCAAAGGCAGGCCCCGGAGAGCAAGGGCACUUCCCCAGCCAAAAGGGGUCACAGUGCGAAGCGGGGCGCGGGGAUAGAGCGUUCUCAGAGCAGCACGUGGGAGAGUGGCGAGGACAGCAGGAACAAGCUGGUGAAGGCUGCUUCCACCUCCAAGCUGCUGGCCAAGGUGGUGAAGAACGCAGACAAGCACAAAGACCCAGUGAUCAGCCAAGCCAAAAUGUCAACCCGUGAGAAAAACAGCCAAGCUGAGGGAGACUACAUCAAGAUGUUCAUGCGAGGUCGACCCAUCACCAUGUUCAUCCCCGCGGACGUGGAGAACUACGAGGACGUGCGCACAGAGCUUCCUCCAGAGAGACUCAAACUGGAGUGGGUGUAUGGCUACAGGGGGAAAGACUGCCGAGCCAACGUGUACCUGCUCCCGACAGGGGAGAGUGUUUACUUUAUUGCCUCUGUGGUAGUGCUCUUCAACUAUGAGGAGAGAACGCAGCGCCACUACCUCGGCCACACAGACAGUGUCAAAUGCCUUGCUGUUCACCCUGAUAAGAUCCGCAUUGCCACGGGACAGAUUGCAGGAGUGGAUAAGGAUGGGCGGCCACUGCAGCCCCAUGUGAGAGUGUGGGAUUCGGUCAGCCUGUCCACCCUGCAGGUCAUCGGCCUGGGCACCUUCGAGAGAGGGGUGGGCUCCCUGGCCUUCUCCAAAGCGGACUCGGGCACACACCUGGCGGUGAUUGACGAUUGUAACGACCACAUGUUGACUGUCUGGGACUGGCAGAAGAAAUCCAAGAUUGCUGAAAUCAAGUCUACAAAUGAGGUGGUGCUUGCGGUAGAGUUCCACCCUACUGAUCCCAACACCAUAGUAACCUGUGGCAAGUCCCACAUCUUCUUCUGGACCUGGGCUGGCACCUCACUGGCACGCAAGCAGGGCAUCUUCGGGAAAUAUGAAAAACCCAAGUUUGUUCAGUGUCUGGCCUUCCUCAACAACGGGGACAUCCUGACGGGAGACUCUGGAGGCAUCAUGUUGAUAUGGAGCAGGAGCACAGUGGAGCCGACCCCAGGGAAGGGACCCAAAGGUGCGUACCAGAUCAGCCGUCAGAUCAAGGCCCAUGACGGCAGUGUGUUCACUCUGUGUCAGAUGAGGAACGGGACCCUGCUGACCGGAGGGGGCAAGGACCACAAGAUCAUUCUUUGGGACCACGACCUCAACCCAGAGAGGGACAUAGAGGUCCCCGAUCAAUAUGGAACCAUUCGCGCUGUGGCCGAGGGCAAAGGGGAGCAGUUUCUGGUGGGCACUUCACGUAACUUCAUCCUGCGGGGGACGUUUAAUGACGGUUUCCAGGUGGAAGUGCAGGGUCACACAGACGAGCUAUGGGGGCUGGCGUCGCACCCCUUCAAGGACCUGUUCCUAACCUGUGCCCAGGACAGGCAGGUGUGCCUGUGGAACUCUGUGGACCACUCCCUGGAAUGGACCAGGCUCCUGGAUGAGCAUGGCCACUGUGCGGAUUUUCACCCCAGUGGUGCUGUUGUGGCCAUCGGUACUCACUCGGGAAAGUGGUACGCUCUGGAUGCAGAGACCCGAGACCUGGUGGCCAUUCACACGGACGGCAACGAGCAGCUGUCAGUCAUGCGCUUCUCCGUAGAUGGCACCCUGCUGGCAGUGGGGUCGCAUGACAACUUCAUUUACCUCCACACCGUGUCGGAGAAAGGCCGCAAGUACACCAGAUGCGGGAAGUGCAUUGGACAUUCCAGCUACAUCACACAUCUUGACUGGUCCCCCGACAACAAGUUCAUCAUGUCCAACUCAGGAGACUACGAGAUCCUCUACUGGGACAUUCCAAACGGCUGCAAGUACAUCCGUAACCGCUCCGAGUGUAAGGACAUCGACUGGACCACCUAUACCUGUGUGCUGGGCUACCAUGUCUUCGGAGUGUGGCCUGAGGGUUCCGAUGGUACAGACAUCAACGCCCUGAUCAGGUCCCACAACAGGAAGGUGAUCGCUCUGGCUGAUGACUUCUGCAAAGUGCACCUCUUCCAGUACCCCUGCGCAAGACCCAAGGCACCUAGCCACAAAUACAGCGCCCACAGCAGUCACGUGACCAAUGUGACCUUCAUGCACAACGACAGUCACCUGGUGUCCACGGGCGGGAAGGAUACCAGUGUCAUGCAGUGGCGUCUGGUGGAGAAGACCCCCUCAUUGGUCCCCAGUGACUCCUCCCUCUCUCUAGGGGAGGGGCUCCUACAUAACUCCAUCCUCCGUGCCGCCAUCCCAGCGGUGCCUCUGACGCCCAUCCCCACCGAGCCGGCCCCGACGCCAACCGCAACCCCUACCCCGCCCACCGUCCUCGACCUGACCUCUGACCCCACAGCGGCGCACUGCGGGGGAGUGGCUCUUGUCACACCUCCCCCCACGCCAACCUCCCCCACGACCAACGGACGGCAGGAGAGCUCCCCCGAAACCCCUCCCCCCGCCGAGCUAACCCCGCCCCCCUCUGACAGCACGCUGAGCCUCAAGGACAGCCUGGACCCCAGCGACGACACGGCCACGCCUAGCGACGAGGGCCGCCCUUUCACCCCACCCUCGUGAAGAGCCUUGGUUGUGAUGCAGCCCAGCGCUCUCUCUCCUGCUCAGCACUCCCCCUGGAGGCGCCUCGAUGUCGCUGCGUCUCUCGGGGAGCGUUCCAUCUCUGUUCAGGUCUCUUUUUGUUUUCAGUUUUAGUGUGUCUUCAUGCUCUUCUCUUUGUUUCUUUUUGAUGUCUGCGUUAUUUGGAAAAGAAUGGAGGAUGUACGUGAGACAAGGCAGUGAUAUUAGUGGUUUAUGUUGUUUUUAAAAUAAUCAGCCAACGUUGUGAGAGCGUGAGGAGAGAACGUUGUGUUGUUCUGGUUCAUACGGUUAAGUCGUGCCUGCUAAUGCUCACUCCUCAGUCCAGCCCUUAUUCAAUAUUGAUCACAUGUCUAAACUAUGUUGCCAUAGAAACGUAUAUACUCAUCUAGUCCUUACUCCAUAAUGCAACAACCUGCAAUAACACACCAUAGCAUCAUUUGCGACCACACACAACCAGUAACACACCAUCACAUACAGCUGAUGAAAACAUACUCCAUCACUCUGGGCUUUCAAACAGGUGUGUGUGGGGGGGUUAAGGUUAGAAUUAGUGUCAGGGUUAGAAUUAGGUUUAGGGUUAGCAGCUAGGGUUAGGUUUAGGGUUAAGGUUAGGUUUAGGGUUAAGGUUAGGUUUUUGGGUUAAGGUAAGGGAACAGGUUAGGGUUAGGGGUUAAGGAAAAUUGGAUUUUGAAUGGGACUGAAUUGUAUGUCCCAACAAGGUUAGCUGCGCAAGAUGUGUGUGUGUGUGUGUGUGUGUGUGUGUGUGUGUGUGCGUGUGUGUGUGUGGGCUGACAUGCAUGCAGACGGCCUUUCCCUGGCAAUAAGCUGUUCUCUCUACCAGAGUCCCUGCAGGAAACUCAUCCAUCCAGCCUCGUUGUAACGGCCAGAAAGGUUAAUAAUGAGCCAUAGGAUAUCCUGUGGCCAUGGACACAGUGACCGCACUGAACCACCAGCCACCAGUACCCAGCAGACUCUCACCUGCUCGCCCUACAAUAACAUGCUGCCAUUUUUUUCUGUUUAUUUGUAUUUCCCUUUUGGAUUUAUACCUUUUAAAAUCUUAUCCUGGGGACUGUUGCUUCUCUGCUGGAAUGGACUGAGAUGUUUUUAAGAAGAAAAAAAAAGAAUUAAAAAAAAAAAAGUCUUAAGUGUCUGCUAUCCGCCGUUUUCUACAUUUGUGUCACCCCCCGCCCCCCCCCCCCCCCCCCCC